ACCUUAGUUGAUACACACAAUCAGAUGUAUAAUUUUGAGCUAAAGUUUUUUGAAAAUAUUAUUUAUUAUUAUGCAAACAGAAUCUUUGAAAAAAAUUUAGUAAUAUGAAUUAUCAACACUGUUGAAUUAUGUCUUUUUCUUUUCAAGAAAUUUCGACGACAACCAUUAGUGGUAAUAAUCCAUUUGAUGAUGAAAUUGAAUCGGAAAAACAAACGAAUGUAUCAAAAUCUGAAAUUGAUGAUUAUGAUCCAUCAUUGGAUCCAUUUGCUGAUAAUGAUGGUAAUCAUUCUUCAUUAUCUUUUUAUAAUAAUAUUGAAAAUGAUUGUUCAAAAUCACCAAAUAUUUCUUCCAAUAAAACAAAUUCAAGUAAUUUGUUACCAAAUCUAAAUAAUUCAACAAACGAUUUGACCAAUAUUGAUGGACAAAAUUCAAUUUUAAUGAAAUCAUCAAAUCGACAACGUCUUUCAUUUGUUGAUGAUGGAAAUUAUAGUAAUACUAGUUCUGGAGCUAUGGAUUUUGAUCGUUAUUCAUUACAAUCGGGAAAUGAUAUUGAUUCUUCACUUACACAAUCAAGAUUAUCAUUACAAUCAAAUACUUCAAAUACAAUGAUUGAACAACAAUUACGACAAUACUCAUUAGGUGAUGGUUCAUUACAGAAAGAAGGUUUACUUUGUCCAGAAUGUAUGCAAGAAUAUCGUACAAUAACCGAAUUAAUGGAACAUUUUGAUCGUGAACAUGAUCGAAAUAAUCGAGAUUCUAAUAUUGGUAUUGGUACGAAAAAAAUAUCCACAAAAAUUGGAUCAUCAUCAUGGUCAUCAAAAAAUUUAACACCAUUAUCAAAAAAAUUAUUUUCAAAUGAUUCAUCAUUAGUCGGUGAUCAGAUUAAAGGUUUUUUGGAUAAAUUUCUUCAAUCAAAUGUUAACGAUAAACUUUCCAUAACAAACAAUUCAAAUCAUUCCAUAAAUUCAAUACAAGAUGUUCGAAAUGAAAAUAAUUCCACAAUAAAUUCUAGUUCAAUUUGGACACAAGAACCAAUCAAUCCUAUUCAACAAUGGAAACAUUCAAUGAAACCAGCAAAAAAACGUUCACAUUAUGAAUAUUUUCGUCAGAUACGUGAUUCUCGUAUUGAACGUUAUGUAUUUGAAACAAAUAAACUAAUGAUACGAUUGGAUAAAUUAUUACGUGAUUAUCCACCAUUAAAUGAUUGGAUUAAACGUAGACGUCAUGAACAAUCAAUAGUUGAUUGGGUGGAUGAAACUAUUGUACCAUUAUGUCCAUCAUGUGCAAAUAAAUUUAAUAUUAUUACAAGAAAACGACAUCAUUGUCGUCUUUGUGGUGCUGUUAUGUGUACAAAAUGUUCAGAAUUUAUAUCAUUUAAAUUUGCAUAUGAACUUAUAAAUCCUAUUGAAAUUGAUCAUUUAGAUCAUAAUAAUGAUAAUAAUGAUAUAUCAUUUGGUUUUUCACCAUUACCACCAAUGCCGGCAAUGCAAUCAACAAUAAUAACAAAAAAUAAUAUUCAACAAACAAACAAUGAUGAAACAACAACAAUAAUAUCAUCACCAUUACGUACAUUAAUGACAAAUGUUUUAAAUAGUCCAUUAGUUAAUGAUAAUGAAUUGAUUGAUAAAUUAAGACUUUGUCAUGAUUGUAAAUCAUUAUUAAUUAUACGUAAAAGAAAAUUAGAUGUUCAACAUCAUAAACCAGCUAUUGUACAAUUAUAUCAACAAUUACGUGAACAAAUUCAACAAAUAGAUCGUCUUGUACCUGUAUUAUUUCGUAUGGCUGAUUCAAUUAAUAUUGGUGAAAGUACAUAUCAAUUGACUGAUGCACAAGAUCUUAAACAUAAACUAUCGAAAUUAGGAGAACAAGCAGAUCUAUUAAGUCGUAAAAUCGAAACAUAUGGAUUAACACCUUCAGAAACGGAACAGAUUUCAAUUCAAACUAUACCAUCAAGACAAUUAUCAUUACAAACAUCAAUACGAAGAUCAACUAUACAAUAUUUAAGAGAAAAAUUAUUAGGAUUACCUGAAUUACCUGAUGAAAAACAUUUUGAACAACUUAAACAACAACAUAAUCAAUUGAUUGAAAAACGUAUUCGUCUUGAAAAAGAAAUGGCUCUUGUUGAACAGGAAAAAUUUCGUCAACGAAAUCAACAAACAGACAUGAAUACAACAACGACAAACAUUCAAAUUGGUCUUAAUGAAGAUGGAUUCUGUCCAGAACAGCCAAAUAAUCCAAAUCAUUUUAAACAAUGGCAAACAAAUAUUUUUGAUGAAAAAGAACGAUAUGCAAUAUUAUCUGAACAAAAUCCAAUUAUACAACAAAUGAAUAUUAUACGUUUAUAUAUAAAACAAGCUAAAAAUGAUCAUCGUUAUGAAGAGGUUACAAUGUUGGAAGAAAAUCUACGUGAAUUAGAAAUUGAAUAUUAUUUUAGUCAACAACAACAACAACAACAAUCUCAAUCACAACAAUAUGAAACAUCUGAAUCAUUGAAUCCAUUCGGUGAUUUUGAUGAUGACGAUAAUGAUCAAUGAUAAUGAAUGUUUGUGACAAAAAAAAAUAAUAAUAAUACUUUGAAAACAAUGUUUUUAAAACAAACAAACAAAC
Dermatophagoides pteronyssinus (European house dust mite) is the source of this 2607-nucleotide messenger RNA. RefSeq names its product rabenosyn-5-like. NCBI's taxonomy places the organism in Eukaryota, Metazoa, Arthropoda, Arachnida, Sarcoptiformes, Pyroglyphidae. Gene Ontology annotation, molecular function: metal ion binding. The record is from RefSeq and is a predicted model, not a curated record.